Molecule: messenger RNA, 2139 nt
Organism: Neopsephotus bourkii (Bourke's parrot)
Lineage: Eukaryota; Metazoa; Chordata; Aves; Psittaciformes; Psittacidae
Gene: CARD9
Product: caspase recruitment domain family member 9
Exons: 13
Coding region: 315-1838 (507 amino acids)
Biological process (GO): positive regulation of canonical NF-kappaB signal transduction; regulation of apoptotic process
Source: RefSeq, a predicted model, not a curated record
GGCAGUAGGAGAUGCUCUUUGCACUAUUCACUUCUAACACUUCCAGCAGCCUGACUAGAUGGACCUGGGGAAAAGAGGAAAAAGGCUGGACUGGUUUUCCCAUUGCCUAAAGCCUGCAUCUUUGGACAAGUUCUGCUCCUGGAAUGAUCUCUCCUCUAGCCAGAAUAUAGAGGGAGGCUGCAUCGAAGACGUGUUUUCUCAGAGACAGGACACAGAUGAGUGCUGCUAGACCAGGGGAGGAAACAAGGAGGCUGUUUUGACUGCACAGGCUCAGGCAGGACCGCAUUGCUUGCUCAUACUCCUCACUCCCCAGCAUGCUGGAAGAAGAUAAGGAUGAGACAUGUUGGAAUAACCUGGAGAGCUUCCGAGUGAAGCUGAUCUCUGUGAUAGAUCCUUCCCGCAUUACGCCUUAUCUUCGGCAGUGCAAAGUGAUCAGCCACGAUGAUGAGGAGCAAGUUCUUAAUGACCCCAGCCUGGUCAUGCGCAAGCGGAAGGCAGGUGUUCUUCUGGACAUUCUGCAGCGAACGGGACACAAGGGCUUUGAGGCAUUUCUGGAGAGUCUGGAGCUUUAUUAUCCACAACUGUAUAAGAAAGUAACUGGCAAGGAACCCAGCAGGGUGUUCUCUAUGAUUAUAGACACCGCUGGGGAGUCGGGCCUGAGCCAGCUCCUCAUGAACGAGAUCAUGAAGCUGCAGAGCACGGUGCAAGAGGAGCGGCGGAAGGCGCAGGAGCUCAGCCUGUGGCUGCACACCAAAGAGGACACCAUCAGAGAGCUGUGGGUGAGGGACAGCCUCCUCCGCAAGCACCAGGAGCGGGCCCAGAAGAUGAAGGAGGAGAGGGACAGCCUGAGCAAGGAGCUGCGGAAGUGCAAGGACGAGAACUACAGCCUGGCAAUGAGCUAUGCCAGGCAGAGCGAGGAGAAGAGCGCUGCCCUCAUGAAGAACCGGGACCUGAUCCUGGAGAUCGACCACUUGAAGCACAGCCUUAUGAAGGCCGAGGAUGACUGCCAACUGGAGCGUAAGCACACGAUGAAGCUGAAGCACGCCAUAGAGCAGCGUCCAAGCCAUGAGGUGAUGUGGGAGAUCCAGCAGGAGAAGGAGUUGCUCUUGGCCAAGAAUCAGGAGCUGGAGAACACUCUCCAGGAGGUUGCCAGGGAACAGAACUCGGAGAAGAGCCUCUCCAAGGAGACUCUGGAGAAUGACUGCAGCCAGAUCCUAGAAGAACGCCGCGAGCUGUUGAACACCAUCUACAGCCUUCGCAAGGAGCUGCGGCGAGCAGAGGUGCUCCAAGACAAAUAUGCAGAGGAAAAGGAGAUGCUUGAACUCCAGUGCACAUCCCUGAGGAAGGACUCCCAGAUGUAUAAAAAAAGGAUUGAAGCUGUCUUGAAGCAGAUGGAGGAAGUGGCUUCAGAAAGAGACCAGGCACUCCUGACCCGAGAGCAGUUCUAUGUGCAGUACUCCAAGAGCCUGGUCGAGAGGGACACGUACCGCAAGCAGAUCCGGGAGCUGGGCGAGCGCUGUGAUGAAAUGCAGCUGCAGCUCUUCCAAAAGGAGACCCAGUUACUGGCGACUGAAGCCAAGCUGAAAAGGCUGCAGCUGGAGCUACCCGCACCGACCUUUGACCUGGAUGAUACCUCCUCCAGAGAUUCCCAGGACCUUACUCUUCACGGUCACCUAGAUGAAGACACACAACCAAAUAAAAAAGGUUGCCCUGAAGGACAAACCCAGCAAUUUAGCACUCAAGACAGCAGCCUGCCUCCCAAGUCACCAAGUGUAAGAGAACCUUUGUUGGCUCUUCUUUACUACAGCUGGGCUCAAGGAGUGUGUUUUAGCCAAUGAGGAACUGGCAGCAAAGGAGCGGAGGAGGAUGAAGGACUGCUUUGAGCGUUACCAAAGGUCUGGACUUCACUAAGCAGGACUAACUUAGCCAUACCCGUGUGACUUAGUGGAUUAGCUUGUUGUGUUUUUUCUGUCUAUCCCCUGUCCUCAAGCUUGAUGCAUGGGGUGUAAAUUCAUCACAGAUCCUAUCUUUAGAGGCUCAGGCUUUUAGCUGAACUGUUUGAGACUCGUUGUAGUACCACAGGUAGCCAAGGUAGCAGUGAUCAUGUUUGCCCCAGACCAUGCAGAUGGUUCCCCAGCA